This is a messenger RNA of Anthonomus grandis grandis, 2632 nucleotides long. RefSeq lists its product as uncharacterized. The coding region runs from base 219 to 566 and encodes 115 amino acids. The record is from RefSeq and is a predicted model, not a curated record. NCBI's taxonomy places the organism in Eukaryota, Metazoa, Arthropoda, Insecta, Coleoptera, Curculionidae. The transcript has 3 exons.
UUUACUGUAUCCAAAGGGGAAACUGCAGGAAAACCAUCCCAAGGUUGUUUUUUACGGUUGGUGGCACUGUUUAUGGUGACAGUGGGGAUCCAUGGGUAAUUAGUUAUUUAGGUCAUAAAGAUGAUCUCUCAGUUUUUAUAAAAAUUGUCUUUUCUCUGUUAAUUGGUGUAAUUUAGUGCUCUUUUAACGUUGUUAAGGUUCCCCGGGGGCCCCUCGCGAUGGUGUUACGAAGUUUCCAGUGCCAGAGGCGCGUGGUUGGCAGCGCUGCCUCAAAAUUUGGAGGGAAACGCGACGUGACGUCAUCGGCGGCCAUAUUGUCGCAAAAAAAAAAUGGCGUCGGUGCGCUCCUAAAUAUAAAAAAUAUAAAAAUGCAACAACGAGAGGGAACCAAGGCACAACGUUUUUGUAAAUUACGUAAAUUAGAGGGAAAGUACUUGGAGAGCGGCCGACCAUUCGGCGAGGAGGAAAGUCGGAAAAUGCCUGCGAAAAAUCGGAAACUCGCCAAAGAAAAUCCGCAGACGAUGUUAGAAAAGGACGAAGGACGGAGAAGAGAAAAGCGACGUUAAGAAAACCGGUGGCGUCGCGGCGCAGGAUCAAAAUGGCCGUCGGCGAGGUUGAAAUGGGCGACGGCGUUGCCGUUGUGAACCGGAUUUUCGCACCCCGGAUCAGUUUAGGUCCUAAAUCUAGAAAACUUAUAGGAAUAUUGACGUGAAACAAAAAACUUGAUAUUCAGGGAAGUCUUUUCGACCAAUGUGCUUCAAGGUUUAAACCAAUUCAGAGAAUAUUUAGCCACUUAUUAGGCGUUUUAGGCAGUGGCCUCCAAGGGCAGUGAUUAAUCUUCAAACUGACCACUCACUUCUUAGUCCGAUAUCUGAAAAACUAGCGGGAAUAUUCUCAUAAAAUAAAAAGCGUAGUAUUCAGUGAAGUCUUCUUUAGAAAUGUUCUCAAUGGUUUGAAUUAAUUCAGGAAAUAUUUUCCAAAAUAUCAGGAAUUUUGUGGAGUUGCGUCCAACAGUAGUGAUUGAUCUUCAAACCGACCACCCACUUCUUGAACCGAUAUCUGAAAAACUAGUGGGAAUAUUCUCAUAAAAUAAAAAGCUUAGUAUUCAGGAGAGUUUUCCCGAAAAAUAUACCGAAGGAUUUAAAAUAAUCCAGAAAAUAUUUCAAAAUAUUUCGAAUUUGAGGCAGUGUCGUUCGAUAGAGGUGACUGCUCUUCCAAGUGACCGCUCACUUCUAAGUCCGAUAUCUCAAAAAGUAGUGGGAAUAUUCUUAUGAAAUAAAAGGCUUAGUGUGAAGGAGAGUCUUCCUGAUAAACAUUUCGUAGGAUUUACAUUAAUCUAGAAUUUUUUUCAAAUUAUUUGGACUUUGAGGCAGUGACGUCCGAUGGAGGUGACUGCUCUUCAAACUGACCACUCACUUCUAAGUCCGAUAUUUCAGAAACUAGUGGGAAUAUCCUCAUCAAACAAAAAGCUUUUUAUGCACGGAAGUCUGCUCGACCAUCAUUCUUCAGGGUUUAAACUAGUCUAGAAAUUUUUCCAAAAUAUUAGGAACUUUAUGCAGUGGCGUCCAAGGGCAGUGAUUGAUCUUUAAACUGACAACUCGCUUCCAAGUCCAAUGUACAAAAAGCUUUAUGUUCAAGGAAGACAAAAAAAACCCUGUAUCUACUCUCCUUAGAGAUCACAGCUUGGCAACCGCGCACCCUCUCUCAUUUUCCACCAAACUUUACUCCGCAAUUACACCUCAGUAAUUAAGAAGCUCCCUUGCACUGCCAACCUCAACGUCUCGCAUCCGAAAUUAACGUCCGGUGUGUCCAUACAAGAAAAAAAGCAAAAAAAUAGAACGGGAAAAGGGGGUGAGCCGCCCCCGCAGCUAACCCUUAUCGAAUAUGUAUACAUAUAUCGAUUUUAUUUUUAAUACAAUGGCGCGGGGGGAAGAAGGGAACGAGCGGCGAUGGGUGGUGGGAGGGUUGGUUGGCAAUGGGGAGCCAUGUGUGUGAUGUUUGUUGUGUUGUUCCUCGGUUCGUUUGUUAUUGGUUUGAUGGAUUGGCUCGGGAAAGCUCGGAUACAAAGGCGUAACGAAAUGAAAAGCCAUUUUUUACGUGUAAGUGUUCAUCUACAGGGUGUCUCGAACGAAAAAAACAGUGGAUCAGAAAAAAACGAAGGGUUGAGUCUCUCAGGUAGAUGAAACCUUUCGGCAGGGGGGGAGAUGAAACAGAGAAAAAUGAUAAAUCGCGGUCUGGUUCAUUUAAAUACGAUUCAGAGCAGAAUAGAGCUCGUUUCGGUCGUAUUCAAAUGAGCCUUAUUGAAAAAUUGGUGCACCUUUGCCGGAUUUGCAUAUUACGUUGUAUUGUGCCCGGGCAUAAAUCAUCGUCGAGGGUUGUAUUGAGUUACCAGAUGGGUUAAAAUUGUCAACUUUUUUUUCCUAAGCACCCUAUCCUUCCGACUGUCUGUAUAUUCAAUUGUUAAAUAAAUGUUUUUUUUUUUAAGAAAGCAUGUGUACUUAUUUGUCCCUUUAUUUAUAAGUGGUCAGGUUAUGCUGACUGUAAUUGUUAAAUAAAUGUUUUUCAAUCUGUGUCUUUUAUUUAAUUCAGCUCUGUAAACCAAUAAAUCAAAAUAAAAAAGUGUUAAAUUCAG